Messenger RNA from Wasmannia auropunctata (little fire ant), 1968 nucleotides. Its product is annotated as BRCA1-associated RING domain protein 1-like. NCBI's taxonomy places the organism in Eukaryota, Metazoa, Arthropoda, Insecta, Hymenoptera, Formicidae. Gene Ontology annotation, molecular function: protein binding. Bases 265 to 1776 code for a protein of 503 amino acids. The record is from RefSeq and is a predicted model, not a curated record. The transcript is spliced from 8 exons.
GUUUGGCCAUCCCCACCGCUCCAAGGCUCGCUCCGGUAUGUUGACGGAGCAUGACCUCUUGCUAAUUACUCAUCUUUGUUUUGGCGGGCGGACUAGACGGAAACCGUUGUUUCCUUCUAAAAUUAAUGAAAGGUUAAGAUGUUUGUGUUAUGCUGUGGAUAAAAUCUGAUAACUUGAUAGAAUACAAUUGUUUGCCUGGCUGUGGAUCACGUCACGUUAUUGUGCGUACAUUUCAAACAUUUAGGAAACCACUGAUUUGUAAACAUGGAAAUUUCAUGGACAAAUACUGGUAGUGCGUUACAAGAUUUUGCAAGCGUUCUGGUUUGUGGGAAAUGUGGAUUCAAACUAGUGUCUCCUGUAAGACUCACAAAUUGUGGGCAUUUGUUUUGUCAAGAUUGUAUCAAAUCUGCAAUGAAAUGUGUUAAAUGUGAUGUACCAGUACAGCCAAGGGAAAUACAAUCUGACCACUUGGUAUCCGGUCUUAUACAGAAUAUCGAUGCUAUUUCAGAAAUUAUUCAUAAAAGAGAUAUAUGGGACACUACUACAGAUGCACCUGGUACAUCAGACAAAACGAUAUCCUCAGUAUUUCUUACACCAAAAAAACAGGGUAUACGUAGAAAGAAUAUAAAUAAGCCAAACCCCAAAGGAGAAACACGAUUGCACACCGCGUGUUUGAAGAAUAAUAUUAAAGAAGUUAGAGAACUCUUGGUCCAGGGUGCAAUUCCUGAUACAAAAGAUCAUGCCGGUUGGACACCGUUGCAAGAAGUGGUCAGUUUUGGACUUACUGAAAUCUGCGAAUUACUGCUGGAGUGGAGAGCAUCGCCCGACAUAUCAGGUUAUAACAAUCGAAAACCGCUGCACGAAGCUGCUAAGCAUAACAAAAUUAAAGAAGCUAAGUUGUUGCUACGUUAUAAUGCGGACAGAAACCAAUAUGAUCAGUACGGCAAGAAGCCUAUAGACUACUGUAAAACAGAAGAGAUGCGACAGCUUUUAACGGAUUUGUCAACUCCGGCUGAAGAGGUAUCAAACCUUAAUCAAACGCUAAAUAAGUCUAUUCGUACAGGGUGUGACAAAUUUGUGAUUCUUGCGUCAAACUUAAAACAUGAAAAUCAAAAAAUGCUCGGUAUCGUGGCCGCAAGACACAAAUUCAAAAUUUUGAAAACAUAUAGACCGUUGGUUACACAUGUCAUAGUAGAGACGAAUGAGAAAAAUAACACAACAUUGACACUUGACGUUUUAUUCGCAAUUAUCUACGGCAGUUGGCUUCUCAAUAGUCUAUGGAUUCACAUGAUGGCAGAUGUGGACGAAAUAGAAGAUACAGAUGAUAUGAACCUUGAGUUGUUUGAAGUUAGCGGCGUGCCCACCGAUGGUACUCCGAAGAAAUCGAGAAUGAACACGGAGCGUUGUAAUCCACGUCUAUUCAACAACUGUUUCUUUUAUUUUGCUUUACAAGCAAACACGACUUAUCACAUUGCUGAUGUGCGAGUCACGAAGGACGAUCUGAUAAGGCUUGUAAAGGAGGGAGAAGGGACAGUACUCACCAGAGAACCAGAUCCAGAAGAUCUAGACGUUACGUCGCAAACGAUGCCCUUUCACGCGAACGAUCCGUCUCAUCCUUUACGCAAGUGUACCCAUUAUAUUAUAUAUGUGCCGGGCAAAAGUGAACCGCUUAUCAAGUAUAAAAUGCCGCAUAUCAAGACUCUGCCGUUGGUAUGGCUGAUUGAGUGCAUCGAAAAAUUUACUCUUGUCGAUCCAGCCAUCCUGGGCUUGUCCUGAGUACUUGAAUUACCAUUAAUAUGUCCUAUUUUGUAUUCAAUGAUAUUCAAAAAGUUAAGAUGAAGCGUAAAAAUACGCAUAAUAAUUUUCUAUAGCAUUAAUAUAUUCGUCAUACGCAACUUUUUUUUUAAGUUUUUUUUAUUUAUUUUCAAUAAGAUAUUCUCGAAAAAGACGUUAUAAAAUUUGAUUUAU